AGGGUGGAGGCGGCUGCAGUGGUGGAGGUGGUGGUUCUGGUUGUUCUUUUAAUUUAAAAAAAGAAAAAAGAAAAAAAGAAAAAAAGAAAAAUGAGUUCAGACAGCAGGAGUCGAUCCAGGAGCAGAAGCAGGAGCCCCAUGGAUCGCAAGAUCCGUACCCAUCGAAGCUCUUAUCGUGAUGCUCCUUACAGAAGGGAUUCUCGUCGGGGUGGUUACAGCCAAAGUAGUCUGUGUAAGAACUGCAAAAGACCAGGACACUAUGCUAGAGAAUGCCCUAAUGUUGCCAUUUGUCACAAUUGUGGACUUCCAGGGCAUAUUGCAUCAGAGUGUACCACAAAGUCCUUAUGUUGGAACUGUAGAGAGCCCGGGCACAUGGCCGGAAACUGCCCGAACGAGGGGAUCUGCCACACGUGUGGGAAAACCGGCCACCGUGCGAGGGAAUGCUCCGCUCCUCAGAUGCCACCUGGCGACAUGAGACUCUGCAACAACUGCUACAAACAAGGCCACAUCGCUGCUGACUGUACAAACGACAAGGCGUGUAAGAACUGUAGGAAAACCGGCCACCUGGCGCGUGACUGUCUCAACGAUCCGGUUUGCAACUCGUGCAAUGUGGCAGGCCAUGUGGCUCGGGACUGCCCGAAGGGCAGCACGGGUGGCGAUGAGCGUGGCGGCCCACGUGGCGGGGGUGAUAGGGGUUCGGGUGGUGGUUUCCGGGACAUUGUGUGUCGGAACUGCCAGCAGGUUGGGCAUAUGAGCCGUGAUUGUGUGGCGUUGAUGAUCUGUCAUAAUUGUGGUGGAAGAGGACACCUGGCGUUUGAGUGCCCGUCCGGGCGGUUUAUGGACCGGUUUCCAAGGAGGUACUGAUGAGAGGGAUUCCGGGCAGAUGGCGGGCAGGUAACAUUGGCUGUUUUUUUACUGCGUUUUGGUGUUUGGGAAUUUUCUUUGGUAGAGAGAUUUGAAAGUGAGUUUCGGGUGUUGAGUUUUAAUUUUGUAUGAUUUAAAGUGAGUUUCGAGCACAGCUUGAUGUUAUUGCUGUAGUUUUAUUUUGAAAUGAUAGUGUAAUCCUAAAUCCUAAUCCUAAUAAUAAUGUUGGAAUUCUGUGUGUUGCCUUUUCAUGUUA
This is a messenger RNA of Lactuca saligna, 1120 nucleotides long. Lineage: Eukaryota; Viridiplantae; Streptophyta; Magnoliopsida; Asterales; Asteraceae. The record is from the annotation of a GenBank genome assembly.